AGUCUGAAGCGAGCGAGCGAGCGCAGGCCUUGUUGCUGUGGCGGCGGCAGCAGCAGCAGCCUCCGGGCGAUUGUGACGCCGCUGCAGGCACGGAAGUCCGGGCAGCCGGGCGUUGUGGCUCCUAGUCCCGUGGGAGGCUGGGCCGGCAGCGCGGCAGGGAUGAGGAGAGCGAGGCGGCUGGUGCUGCUCCUGCUGGGCCUGGCGUCCGUUUGCGGCGCCUUCUACUUGCCCGGCUUGGCCCCUGUCAGCUUCUGCGAGCCCUCCGAAGUCGGCCGGGAGGACUCCGAAGGCUGCAAGUCACAAAUUGAGUUGUUUGUGAACAGACUGGACUCUGUGGAAUCAGUCCUACCGUAUGAAUAUGACGCUUUUGAUUUUUGUCAAGAUGCAACUGAGAAAAGACCUUCUGAAAACCUGGGACAAGUCUUGUUUGGAGAGAGAAUCGCUUCAUCCCCCUACAAGUUUAUCUUCAACAAACCAGAAACAUGCAAGAAGGUCUGCAUGAAAUCUUAUGACCCAGAGAAGGCUGAAGAUGUAAGCAAGCUGGCAUUUUUGAAGAAAGGGAUGCAGUUAAAUUACCAGCACCAUUGGAUUAUUGAUAAUAUGCCGGUAACCUGGUGUUAUGAUGUAGAAGACAGACAGAAAUAUUGUAAUCCAGGAUUUCCAAUUGGGUGUUUUGUUACUGCAGCUGGCCGGGUUAAAGAUGCCUGUGUCAUGAGUGCUGACUUCAACAAGAAGAAUACGUUCUACCUCUUCAACCAUGUUGAUAUUACUAUCAUGUAUCACAGUGGAAAGGAGGAGAACUGGCCUGGAGCUCGACUAGUUGCAGCAAGGCUGGAGCCCAGAAGUUACAAACACACAGAUAAAAAUGACUUAACCUGUGAUGGCCCCCCAAUGGAAAUCCCUGGAGUUUUUUCUGAGAAGCUGGAUCUGAUCUACACUUACUCUGUGAAAUUUAUAGAAAAUGACAGCAUUAAGUGGGCUUCGAGAUGGGACUACAUCUUGGAAUCCAUGCCUCAUACCAAUAUUCAAUGGUUUAGUAUAAUGAAUUCUCUUGUGAUAGUUCUGUUCUUAUCUGGAAUGGUGGCCAUGAUCCUUCUGAGGACGCUUCAUAAAGAUAUUGCAAGAUACAACCAAAUGGACUCUUCUGAGGAUGCCCAGGAGGAAUUUGGGUGGAAGCUGGUCCACGGAGACGUGUUCAGGCCUCCCAGGAAGGGCAUGCUGCUGUCUGUCUUCUUGGGCCAGGGGACGCAGAUUUUCAUAAUGACGUUUAUUACACUGUUCUUUGCCUGCCUUGGAUGUCUUUCGCCUGCUAACAGAGGCGCUUUGAUGACCUGUGCUGUUGUGCUCUGGGUUUUGUUGGGGACUCCUGCAGGUUACGUUUCUGCUCGCAUGUACAAAACAUUCAAAGGUGAAAAAUGGAAGACGAAUGUGUUGUUGACUGCUCUGUUGUGCCCUGGAGUUGUUUUUGCUGAUUUCUUCAUCAUGAAUCUUAUCCUUUGGGUGAAAGGGUCGUCAGCUGCUAUCCCAUUUGGCACACUAGUUGCUAUCCUGGCCAUGUGGUUUGGAAUAUCCGUCCCAUUAACUUUUGUUGGUGCAUACUUUGGAUUCAAGGAGAAGCCAAUUGAACAUCCCGUGCGUACAAACCAGAUUCCUCGACAAAUCCCAGAGCAGUCCUUUUUCACGAAACCUCUUCCGGGUAUCAUCAUGGGUGGCAUCUUGCCCUUUGGAUGUAUCUUUAUCCAGCUCUUUUUCAUUCUGAACAGCAUUUGGUCCCAUCAAAUGUACUACAUGUUUGGCUUCUUGUUCUUGGUGUUCAUCAUUCUCCUGAUCACCUGCUCAGAGGCCACGGUCUUGCUGUGCUAUUUUCAUCUAUGUGCGGAGGAUUAUCACUGGUGGUGGAGGUCAUUCUUAACCAGCAGCUUCACAGCCGUUUAUCUCUUCAUCUAUGCAGUUCAUUAUUUCUUCUCAAAACUUCAGAUCACAGGAGCUGCCAGCACUAUUUUAUAUUUUGGAUAUACCAUGAUCAUGGUUCUGAUUUUCUUCCUUUUCACCGGGACAAUUGGAUUCUUCACCUGCUUUUGGUUCGUUAGUAAGAUUUACAGCGUUGUGAAAGUGGAUUGAAGAGUGUGCCCUUGAACAUAUCUCUUGCGCUGCUGGAUAUUUUUUAACCAUGUCUUGAGAAUAAACUAUCACAUCUUUAAAAUAGUUAGAAAUACAGAGUUUGCAGGCUUUAAAUGGAGCAGGGCUGAAGAAACGUCAGAUAGUUCCGAAGAACUUGAAUUGCUUUCUACAAAUGGCGCAUCCAAAGUCUUUCUUUUUUAAUGUGAAGCUGAAAGAGCAACUCCCGUUUGAACAACAGAUGACAAUGUACUUGACACAUUUUUUUUUCCCAUCUGAAGUUUAUUGUGACUUGGUAACUUCUCUUUUUAUACCAUUACUUGAUUAUUCUGUCACAGUAUAGGACCGUCCUGUAAAAUCUAAUGUUAAAAUGUGACUUUUUAACAUAUGAAAAGUACAACUAUACAUAAUACGCUACAUCCUCUUUGCAGGUAGCCCAUCACCUUAAACAAAUGUGCAAGCGUUUAGUGUUGUGCAGGUUCUGAAAAAUACCAACCUCUUUUUUAAAAUAAAAGUACACAUUUCCAGCUUGGUUGGUGUUUGAUUAUUUCACGGGUUGGCAGCUACCAUAAAACAGCAAAUGUAUUUUGUUUGCUCAACUACCAGAGGGCCAUUGGAAAUGGUCGAAGAGUUGUGGUCAAGAACUCGAUCAUUGGUUCCUCCAAUUGGAUUCCCUUUUCUGAACAUUUCUUCUACCUUUUACUAAGCUAUAUUUCUUUGGCUACUGCACUGAUCCUGCUGUGAUCCAUGAUGAUGAAGUCCCAAACAGAGAAGAGUUCUGUAAGGGUUUAUUCAGACUGGCUAAAGGAACAGGAUGGCAGUUCAGGCUUGUUGGAAACUCAGGGCAGUGUGCCUGGGAACAGACAGAAAUCAGGAGAAGAGCCCUAAAGAACCAGCACUCUCUGCCCAUGUUGGCUGACCAAGUGUCUUCCAGAAGCCCACAAUCAGGACAUGAAGGCAAUAGCCCUAACCUCCUAUGGUCCCACAGCGGUUGUUGUUCAAGGGCUGUAUGAUAUGUAAUCGUGAAGGUUCUGUUAAACCAUCAUGACUCAUAACCAUGGAUAGAAUGUAUUCCUCCCUGAAUUUGCCUAGGUCCCUUGGCAUGAUGGAAAGUUCAUUGCAAAGUUCAUUGUGGGUUUCAGCUCUGUGGUUUGUGGCAGUGAAAAAGUCAAAUACAUAUGUUGGAAAUUUAUUCAGGAAAUGGUUUAUAAAUAAAAAAGCAUGUAUCUUAA
Molecule: messenger RNA, 3350 nt
Organism: Sphaerodactylus townsendi
Lineage: Eukaryota; Metazoa; Chordata; Lepidosauria; Squamata; Sphaerodactylidae
Product: transmembrane 9 superfamily member 2-like
Exons: 17
Coding region: 160-2121 (653 amino acids)
Biological process (GO): protein localization to membrane
Cellular component (GO): membrane
Source: RefSeq, a predicted model, not a curated record